AUGAAGACGAAGAAAGAGUUAAACGUAAAUGAAAGGCAUAGCCCUAUAAGAGAAGGUAAAUUGGGAGAAUGGCAAGAUGCAGGAAGUACUAACUCUCAUACUAUGUUAGUGGACACGCAAUCAGAAAGCGAGGAGAAAGAUGACAGUUCAGAUGAUAAUCAGGAUUUAGAAGUUAGUGAAGAAUUUAUACAGUUUCUAAUGGUAAAUGCAAAACACAAAGAAGAACUGAGGUUAGAGCGUGAAAACCAAAAAGCAGCACAAGAACAAGCGGAGUUAGAAGAAAGAGAGGCUCAGUUGAAAGCGCGAAGACACUAUGGUUUAUCUGCUCAAGAUCUUUAUGGAGAAAGAUGGCGGAAAGUUGCAGCAACAGAGAUGUCAAUGAAAUGUGAUUAUAUGUCAGAUAUUGACAAACAUACACCUGCAUUCUGGCCUGUGAUACCAUUUAAUUUUGCUUCACAUUAUUCAGACUCGAAUCAAAAUUUUUAA
This is a messenger RNA of Leguminivora glycinivorella, 486 nucleotides long. Its product is annotated as gem-associated protein 8-like. Lineage: Eukaryota; Metazoa; Arthropoda; Insecta; Lepidoptera; Tortricidae. Gene Ontology annotation, biological process: spliceosomal snRNP assembly. The record is from RefSeq and is a predicted model, not a curated record. Bases 1 to 486 code for a protein of 161 amino acids. The transcript has a single exon. Gene Ontology annotation, cellular component: SMN complex.